Messenger RNA from Schistosoma mattheei, 1806 nucleotides. The record is from the annotation of a GenBank genome assembly. NCBI's taxonomy places the organism in Eukaryota, Metazoa, Platyhelminthes, Trematoda, Strigeidida, Schistosomatidae.
AUGAUUGAUAUUACUUAUAAUAUUUUUAUGAUGUCAACAUUUGUUAGUUUAUGUUCAUCAUCAUCAUCAUCAUCAUAUAAAAAAUUAUAUAAAAGUACAACAAAUUACCGGAUCAUUAAUAAUCAAUAUAUCAAUGUGAAAUCAAUUUCAAUAGAAAAAUUAAAAAAUUAUUUUUAUCGAUUAGAUCAAUUACCAUUUAUUGAUGAAAUGUAUCAAAAUGAUCAAUAUCUAAAUAUAUACGCAUCAUUUGAUGAAUUCAGUAUCAAUGGUAUGGAUAAUCAAAAGAAUUUUAUUAAAAAUCAAUCAUCUUCACAUAAAACUUCUGGCGAAAAUGAUUUCCGCAUUUGUCUUCGUGAGAGCUUUCCAAACGUCAAAACUCGCCGUUUAUCACGUGCUCAUUGGUCAUUAUUACGUCGUUUGAUGGGAAAGCCACGUCGUUGUUCUACAGCUUUCUUUGACGAAGAACGUCGUUCCCUUAAUGAAAAGCGUGAAAAAAUCCGCACCUUGCAAGCUACUCGGUCAGUGCAACUAGAGUUCUUAAGAGAUCUGCCGGACGAUAUGCACGUUCCAAUGCCAUUAAUAAUAGGGACGAAGAUAACCGCUAGGGUUCGCUACCCAACGGAUGGUUUGUACACUGGGAAAGUUGAUGCUAUCGAUGCACUAAGACAUUGCUAUCGUGUCACUUUCGAUAAGCCUGCUCUUGGCACUCGGUCAAUACCUGACUAUGAAGUCCUGAGUAUUUUACCUCAAGAAACUAUACCUUUGUCUGCAUACAAAACCCAGCACAAAGCCAGUCGUAAUCUUUUCAUGAGUCCCGCUCGACUUCUGGCACAAUCUGCUUUACAGGGCAAACGUCAUCAUAUGCAUCAUCAUAAAUUCGGACAUGGAAUAGGACAAGGUGGUGGUGGGUCCGGUGAUUUAGCUGUUCAUGACUGCCCUUUAUGUCAGUCGGAAGCUGCAGCUGCAGCUAGUGGUGGAACUAUUGGUGGUAGUCCGUCGACGAGAACUCCAAACUUCAUGACCACCACCUCUACCACUAAUAAUAAUAAUCUCUUGUCAACCCCGUUAAAACUCCCUGCAAUUAGCAGCGGUGACGUUGCUGCAUCAAUGGGCAGUGCUGCACUAUCUUUGAAUGAAUCUUCAGGUGGUCGCUUACUUCUCAAUGAGGCCGAUAUAUAUGGAGGGUAUCCAAUGAAAUUUUUAGUCAUGGUGACAAAAUUAUCUAAAAUUCUAGAAGUUAAGAAACGAUGUGUUGAUGAAUUACAAGAUUUAAAUGAUGAAGCAGAACGAAAAAUAUCUAAUAAAGCUGAAUUAUCUUUAGAAUUUCAACAUACCUAUCUCACUUUGGUUAUGCAUUUAGAACGUUUAAAUAAAGAAUUAAAUCAAUAUUUAGUACAUGUAUUACAAUAUGCAAAUGAAAUUGCUCAAGAACAUGGCGUAGCGCCGUUAGAACAAGCAGCUGAUUUUAAACAGCGUUGUGAUGAAGAUGCCUAUGAAAUCGUCACACGAAUAAAGAGUAUGCAGGCUCAAAAAUUCCGAAAUUUGAAAACAGUUGAUCUGAUUACAAAACUUGUCAGUUUACUUGUACAAAUUCGUUCAUUAAGUGAACAUGAAGAAUCUACAUAUGAUUGUUCUAGUAUACAAGAAUCUUUACAUGAAUUAAAAUCAAGUAUUCAUUCUAGUAAUGUUCAUGUAUUUGAAAAUAGUGUGGAAAUCUCUAUCCAUCACACAUUAAGCGGUCUUUGUACAUUAAGUAAUUUAAAUUCAUUUUUAUAUACACAUCCUAAUCAUUUUCAUUAUUUAUAA